This is a messenger RNA of Marasmius oreades (fairy-ring Marasmius), 1394 nucleotides long. RefSeq lists its product as uncharacterized. Bases 159 to 1217 code for a protein of 352 amino acids. Gene Ontology annotation, molecular function: adenosine deaminase activity. The record is from RefSeq and is a predicted model, not a curated record. Lineage: Eukaryota; Fungi; Basidiomycota; Agaricomycetes; Agaricales; Marasmiaceae. Gene Ontology annotation, biological process: inosine biosynthetic process; adenosine catabolic process. The transcript has 5 exons.
UUCCCUUACGUCCGUCAUGAGAAAGGUUCGGAAUCCACCUACAGCGAGGUGAACGUCUGUUUGCGCCGACCAAGUCGCAAGAUUCUCCGCAUGUAGGACAUGUGCUAUCUGCACAUUGAACGAGUCAUUCCUCAAAAAUCUUCCUGAAUACCUCGACCAUGGCUUCGGGCAUUGCUGGUCAAGCAGCAGCCGCUCUAGAGUCUCUCACACGUUCUCAGAUCGAUUUCAUACAACGUUUACCCAAAGCCGAACUCCAUGCUCAUCUAAACGGCUCUAUUCCCGUUCCAGCACUUUUAGAGCUGUUCAAGGAAUACGAGUCAUCUUUCGACAUAGAAAAUACCAAUCACAAACUAUCUCCAACGGAAAUCCUCGCUGGAAUCAAUCAGCUCCAGAACCUCGACCUGUCCAGCCUUCAUGGCUUUUUUGGUCCGUUUGCUGCCGUUUAUGCGCUGACGGCCACGAGAGAAGCUACUGUCAAGAUUACUCGUGCUGUUCUUUCGCAGUUUUUGGACGGAGAUCUUCCUCAAUGCAGUUAUCUGGAGCUUCGCACCACACCCAGGGAAUCGGAAAGUAUGACACGGUUGGAAUAUGUUUGCGCGGUCCUAGAAGAGGUAGAACGGUAUCCGAAGGAAAAGGCUGGGUUGAUUUUGAGCUUGGAUAGACGGAUGAAGCCAGAAGUGAUUCAACAGUGUGUAGAGUUGGCGAAAAGUUUGAGGGAAGAAGGUCGGCGAGUGGUGGGGAUAGACUUGUGUGGGGAUCCAUUGGCUGGUGAUAUGUCUAAGUUAGGACCUUAUAUUUCUUUGGCCAAGAGCGCCGGUCUGGGCGUUACUCUACAUAUCGCAGAGACGAAAGACAAUCCACCAGAAGAAUCACUCAAACUUCUCGCCUAUAAACCGGAUCGACUAGGGCAUGCAACAUUCCUCGACGACGAAGCGCUAGAAAUAGUCCUCAAAGAGAAGAUCUGUGUAGAAUUAUGCCUUACCUCCAAUCUGCUAUGUAAAACUGUGGAUAGUCUAGAAGCCCAUCAUAUUCGUUUCUACCUGAAACACGACCAUCCUAUUGCAGUUUGCACUGACGAUGUGUUACCCUUCCGCAAUUCCCUGUUGGCCGAAUACGCGCUUCUUAUGGCCCAAGCACCUCUCGGUCUUGGACUGUCUGAGGGCGAAGUGGCUAGAAUUGCCGAAAUGAGCAUGCAGUCCUCAUUUUCUCGACGGUGAGACUGAGGAGUCCAUUGCGACAGAGCAUCCUUAAAUGUAGAAUUAUCGUAGGGCACAGCGAAUUGUUGUUAGAGUUCUAUAGAAUGUGUAAACCCUAAAAGGUGUAGGAUAUGCUAUUCCUUACAGGAGUCGCGACGCGACAAAAUAGGGCUGUUCAAUUCUAAAUUUUCAAACGUU